GGGGGGGAAAGAGGAAAGGCGGGCGCAGGAAGGGAGGGGGGGUAGGAAGGCUUAAGUAGAGGCGGCGGCAGAGGUGGCGCGGAGUCCUAAGCCGGCGCCAUGGAGAAGGUGAACGAGUUGAAGGAGAAAGGUAACAAAGCCCUGAGCUCGGGGAACACAGCGGAAGCUAUCAAGCACUAUUCCGAGGCCAUUAAAUUGGACUCUUCCAACCAUGUGCUGUACAGCAACAGAUCUGCUGCCUAUGCCAAAAAGGGGGAAUAUCAGAAAGCCUUGGAAGAUGCAUGCAAGACCAUCGAGCUGAAGCCGGAGUGGGGCAAGGGCUACUCCCGAAAGGCAGCUGCCUUGGAAUUCCUGAACCGCUUUGAAGAGGCCAAGAAGACUUACGAAGAAGGCCUGAAACAUGAGCCAGGCAACGCGCAGCUGAAGGAAGGCCUUCAGAACAUGGAAGCCAGGCUGACAGAAAGGAAUCUCAUGAACCCUUUCAACAUGCCUAACCUGUUCCAGAAGCUGGAGAGCGACCCACGCACAAGAGGCUUGCUCAGUGACCCAAGUUACAGAGAGCUGAUCGAGCAGCUCCGCAACAAGCCAUCGGAGCUGGGGACGAAAUUGAAGGACCCGCGGGUGAUGACAACCCUGGGGGUGCUGCUUGGAGUAGACCUGGCCGGUGCAGAUGAUGACGACGAAGCAAUGUCUCCCCCGCCACCCCCUCCUCCUCCCAAGAAGGAACCGAAGCCGGAGCCCAUGGAGGAAGACCUCCCAGAGAACAAGAAGCAGGCUCUUAAAGAGAAGGAGCUGGGGAACGAGGCCUACAAGAAGAAAGACUUCGAGACAGCCCUGAAGCAUUACAACAAAGCGAAGGAGCUGGAUCCAACCAACAUGGCGUAUAUCACUAAUCAAGCAGCGGUCUAUUUUGAGAAGGGGGAUUAUAAUAAGUGCCGGGAGCUGUGCAAGCAGGCUAUCGAGGUGGGGCGCGAGAAUCGAGAGGACUACCGCCAGAUUGCCAAAGCUUACGCCCGAAUUGGCAGCUCAUACUUCAAGGAGGAAAAGUACAAGGAAGCCAUUCAGUUUUACAACAAGUCUCUGGCCGAGCACCGCAUUCCGGACGUGUUGAAAAAGUGCCAGCAGGCUGAGAAAAUCUUAAAGGAGCAGGAGAGGCUUGCCUACAUUGAUCCUCAGCUAGCUUUGGAGGAGAAGAACAAAGGCAACGAGUAUUUCCAGAAAGGAGACUACCCUCAGGCAAUGAAGCACUACACAGAAGCCAUCCGACGUAACCCCAACGAUGCCAAACUCUAUAGUAACAGAGCUGCCUGCUACACCAAAUUGCUGGAGUUCCCAUUGGCGCUGAAGGACUGUGAAGAAUGUAUCCGUCUAGAACCCACCUUCAUCAAGGGCUACACACGCAAAGCAGCGGCACUGGAAGCGAUGAAAGAUUAUACCAAAGCCAUGGAUGUUUAUCAGAAGGCGCUUGAGUUGGAUUCAAACUGCAAGGAAGCCUCAGAGGGUUACCAGCGCUGCCUCAUGUCCCAGUACAACCGCAACGACAACCCCGAGGAUGUGAAGCGCCGUGCCAUGUCCGAUCCCGAGGUGCAGCAGAUCAUGAGCGACCCAGCCAUGAGGCUGAUCCUGGAGCAGAUGCAGAAAGAUCCUCAAGCGUUAAGCGAACACUUGAAGAAUCCCGUCAUCGCUCAGAAAAUCCAGAAGCUUAUGGAUGUUGGUUUGAUUGCGAUUCGGUGAUGAUUUUGACUGCGCCCUCCCUCUCCCGGUUGAAAAGGGCAGCUGGGACUUUUGGAUGCUAGCAGCGCGGUCCAAGGUUGCCUCUCCUCUGUCUGAGGCAGGGACUUGUACAGUCGAGCGGUGUGUCGGUCUCUCUCUCUCUCUCUCGUUCACACAUCCAUGCGCGUGCGCUCACGCCAAACACCCUGCCAGCACAAGGGCUGGCCCGUCGAUCAUCUUGCCCCAUCGCUCUGCCUCUUGGCACUUGUUCCCAUUUGUACGCUGCCCUCUUCUCUCCCCUUCCACCCCUUGCAGUUUUUAAUCCUCUUCGCCGGCAGCUCUGGCGUGGGGGAAGCUCAUCACUUGUUGGUUGUCUGGUUUCUUUUUUCGGCUGUGAGGCUGCAUUUUGUCUGCUGCACACC
Euleptes europaea (tarantolino) is the source of this 2135-nucleotide messenger RNA. RefSeq names its product stress induced phosphoprotein 1 (gene STIP1). Gene Ontology annotation, molecular function: Hsp90 protein binding. The record is from RefSeq and is a predicted model, not a curated record. Lineage: Eukaryota; Metazoa; Chordata; Lepidosauria; Squamata; Sphaerodactylidae. The coding region runs from base 100 to 1734 and encodes 544 amino acids. The transcript is spliced from 14 exons.